UAUAAUAAUAUUAUUAUUGUGUUAACAGCUAAUAAAUUGGUUCUCACUCGUUAUAGUCGUUACGUGGCUUUUCGGUUUGCUCCACUAUAUUUGAGGGAGUAUGUAUGAAAACUAAAAAAUAAAUCAUCACAGGCCCGUGCCCGCCACACCGGUCACUUUCCGAUCACCGAUUACAGGUAUGUCCACAGCAGAGACGUCAUGUCUUGGAUCCGUGACAACUCGAUGACAUGGCCGCAACGCUUUUGGGGACACGUCUUGACGUACGGGCCGAUGCCAAAGCAUGUAGCGUUCAUAAUGGACGGCAACAGACGUUAUGCAAGAAAGAAAAACGUGGACAACAGCGAGGGACAUUCGAAAGGGUUCGAUAAACUAUCUGAAACUUUACAAUGGUGUUUGAAUUUGGGCAUCAAAGAAGUUACUGUGUACGCAUUCAGUUUAGAAAACUUCAAGAGAACGCAAGAGGAAAUCGAAGCACUAUUUGAUCUUACCAGAGAAAAGUUCAAGAAACUCUUACAAGAAAAAGAUAAACUAAAUGAACACGGAGUGUGCGUAAAAAUUAUUGGGAAUUUAUCGAAAUUGCCCGACGACUUGACCAAACUUAUGGCCGAAUCCAUGUUUGUCACCCGACACAACACUCAAGCGAUCCUGAACGUUGCUUUCGGUUACACAGGUCACGACGAAUUAACCAACGCUCUGAAUCAUAUAGCCAACGGCGUCAAGGAAAACUGUUUGGACUUCUCCGAUCUAAACGUCAACAUAAUCGAUAAGUGUUUGUAUACGUAUCCUUCGCCGCCGCCAGAUUUGUUGAUACGCACUUCGGGAGAAACCAGACUUAGUGACUUUAUGAUAUGGCAGUGUUCGUACAGUUAUAUUUAUUUCACACAAGUACUUUGGCCGGACUUCACGGCGUGGGACUUUCUAGCCGCCGUGUUUAUGUACCAAAGAAACGCACAUUUGUUUGAAAAUUACAAAACACCGACGAGCCUGAGUGCAAAAGCCGAUAGAUUUGUAAACGACUUACGAGAAAAACGAUUAAACAGACUGUACGCAGUCCUCUGAAAAUUUUUUUUUAAAAAAUAUAAUUAUAGUUAAUAACGUUUUUAACGUACUUAUUACGGAAAUUCUGUACGUGUUAAAUUAUAUAAAAUAUAGGUAAUUUGUUUAGAAAAUUAAUUCUAUUUAUAAAAAAAUCUAAGAACUACCUAUUUUAUAUGUGAAAAAAUCCAACUGAAUUGUCGAUUAAAAAGAAAAAAUUGUACAUAAGGCCUUAUUCUACCAACGAUUUUAAUUGCGGUUAGCCAGCAAAUUUUAGACGGUUAACGUCUUAGCGCUAAUUAAAAUCGUUGGUGAAAUCGGACUCACUCGUGUCGUUAAGUAUAAGCAACACAUUUAUACAGUCGCGUAAUGGUUUUCUAGUUUUUCAGGAUAAGGUUUACGUUGAUGCCUUUGUAUUUAAAGUAAUCAUAUAAUUUUUAAUUAUAAUAACUCCUUUAGACCUACCAGACCUCACUAUAUGCUCCGUACCAACUAUUUUUUAAACAUUUUUGUCAAAAAAUGUUUUUUUUGGCCUUAGAGUUUUUUUUUUAAAUAACCAGUUACAUAAUAAUUAUAUAUAUUGGUAUAUAGAUUAAAUCUCGUUUACUAAAUGGUUAUAGGUUGUUUUUUUCCCCAAAUUUUUAUUUACAGAUUAUAAAUAUUGCCGAGAAUUCUUAUUGUUAGAUUAAUUAUUUUUUUGGUCUAUCAUAACCACUUGAAUAAGUAGAAUAAUAUUUUUUCUAUGAAGCUUCCUUUAGUCGUAUCUUGAAUAUUAUGCAAUCCUUAGUGGACCUACAUCGAUAAUAUAAAUUACAACUGAACGUUUCUCGAUGUUAAGUUUAACUAUGUUUAUUUGGAAACCUGUUAUCGGUAAAAUUGUUAUUAAUAUGACUGAAAAUUAUUAAAAAUGACUAAUUAAAAAGAUCACAAAAGAACCUUUUUCACAAAUAUUCUAAGUCACUAUAACUUUAAAAUUGUAUUAUUCCAUAACAUGUAUUUAUUCGUUGUUUAAGAGGAUUGCACGGGGUCUGGUUUUUUCACGUUUUAAACCAAAAUGUCGACUACUUAGGAUGGUCCAAUUUAGAUUGAGUAAAGAAGUUCUUUGGCAACUUUACUAUGUUAUGAAAGAAACAGAUUUUUUGAUUUUUUGCAUUUUUUAUGUAACAAAUUUGGGGUUUAAUAUUUUAAUUAAAAAACCUGAAGCUUUUACAAAUUAAUCUGUAAAUUAAUUGACAUGGAUGAAAUUUAUUAAAAACUGUUUUUUUUUCUUAAGUAUUGCCUAUACAAAUCUCCUUAAAAACAGACCGCAUGUGAUCCCCUUAACACUUUUUUUAUACAUUUAUUUCCAACAUAGGUAACGUUAAAAUAAUUAGUUAAACCGAACAUAAUUCAAACGCUAUAAUCUAAAUAAGGAUGACACCAUUUUGCAUUUUAUUUGGGUGUAUACUUGUUUUUCACCGUGCAUUGUUUUUUUCGUUAAAUUAAUAAUAGUUUGCUGAAAAUGUUGAAUGGUCGAUAAUCAGUUUUAAAUCAUAAGUAUUACAAUUAUAUAAAAGUUUAAAAUGUAAGACGGGAUAACUCUAGUUAUUUUUAUCUACGCGCAUUGGUCAACUGCUCUCCGCAUCCCAUCCUAAAUUUCAAACUUAAAAAAUAAUUAUUCAAAACUAGUUAUCAAAUAAUCGAAUUUUGAAAUAUACUUAGUUAAUUGAGGUUUCAAAAAUCGAUAGACACCUUGAAAAUAGUAAAGAAGUUCAACAUU
Molecule: messenger RNA, 2794 nt
Organism: Adelges cooleyi (spruce gall adelgid)
Lineage: Eukaryota; Metazoa; Arthropoda; Insecta; Hemiptera; Adelgidae
Product: dehydrodolichyl diphosphate synthase complex subunit DHDDS-like
Exons: 6
Coding region: 199-1059 (286 amino acids)
Biological process (GO): polyprenol biosynthetic process
Cellular component (GO): dehydrodolichyl diphosphate synthase complex; endoplasmic reticulum
Molecular function (GO): ditrans,polycis-polyprenyl diphosphate synthase [(2E,6E)-farnesyl diphosphate specific] activity
Source: RefSeq, a predicted model, not a curated record